ACACCAACCCAACUCCUCUCUGCAGUCUGCCGGCAGCCUCAGCUCCAUCGCUGCUAAGAUGAAGACUCUGAUCGCUCUCACUGCUCUGGUGCUGAUCGUUGCUGUUAAUGCUCAGUAUGUUCCCAUUAAAACUGAAUGCUGUGAGAAAUACUACCAAAACUCAAUACCCGCCCAUACGGUGAAGUCCUCUGUCCUAGCCUUUGCUAGAUGUCGCCUGAACGCUUAUGUGUUCACAACUCCGAAUGGCAAGUACUGUGUGAACCCAAAAUAUAAAUGGGUGCAGGAGAUUCACGCCAAGCUGAAGACCCAAAGAGGAAAUAGACCCAGAAGGCCAUAAUGUGAAGGACAUCAAUUCUCCGACUGAUCAUCAAUUGUGAUUGAACUGUGAGCUGUGAUGAAACUGUGUGCUCCCUGGUGCUGCUGUUGCACUCAUAAAAAUAAAAUUUCAUUUAUCAUUAACAUGA
Molecule: messenger RNA, 464 nt
Organism: Engraulis encrasicolus (European anchovy)
Lineage: Eukaryota; Metazoa; Chordata; Actinopteri; Clupeiformes; Engraulidae
Product: C-C motif chemokine 5-like
Exons: 3
Coding region: 59-337 (92 amino acids)
Biological process (GO): immune response
Cellular component (GO): extracellular region
Molecular function (GO): chemokine activity
Source: RefSeq, a predicted model, not a curated record